This is a messenger RNA of Trifolium pratense (red clover), 1595 nucleotides long. Its product is annotated as ornithine decarboxylase-like. Gene Ontology annotation, molecular function: ornithine decarboxylase activity. NCBI's taxonomy places the organism in Eukaryota, Viridiplantae, Streptophyta, Magnoliopsida, Fabales, Fabaceae. Bases 96 to 1391 code for a protein of 431 amino acids. The transcript has a single exon. The record is from RefSeq and is a predicted model, not a curated record. Gene Ontology annotation, cellular component: cytoplasm.
CAAUUCAAUAAUAAUUCCACAUUAUUACUUCUCCUUUUCUAUCACCUUAUUAGUAUAAUUAAGCUACUAUAAGCACUUAAAGAAAAAGCCCAAAAAUGCCUACACAAGCAGCUGAAGAACCCCACGUUACCAACUUGAAGCCCAUUUUUGGUGCUUCAGGAGUGAAAGGCAAGAAAGUGACAACAUUGUCCUCACAAGUCACUAUAUCUGAUUUCAUUCAAUCCAUCAUUAAAGAUAGCCCAACUGAAAUUGACUCACCAUUUAGCGUCCUUGAUUUAAGGGUCCUAAUUGAUCUCAUGACCAAAUGGACCACAAACCUUCCAACCGUUAAACCUUACUAUGCAGUGAAAUGCAACCCAAAUAUUUCAAUUAUAGGUGCUUUGGCUGCACUUGGCUCCAAUUUCGACUGUGCUAGCCGCGCCGAAAUUGAAUCCGUUUUAUCACUUGGUGUUUCACCUGACAGAAUUAUCUAUGCCAACCCGUGUAAAUCAGAAUCACAUAUUAAAUAUGCUGCAAGUGUCGGUGUAAAUGUAACAACUUUCGAUUCCGUUGGAGAAGUUGAAAAGAUCAGAAAAUGGCACCCGAAAUGUGAACUAAUCCUCCGCAUUAAGCCGGAGGAAGACAGCGGAGCUUGGUGCUGUUUGGGUCUCAAAUAUGGUGCACUUGUUGAGGAAGUUCCCGAGCUUCUCAGAGCUGCUGACAUGGCGGGACUUAAAGUAACCGGCGUGUCAUUUCACAUAGGUAGCGGAGGAGCUGACUCACGAGCCUACCACGGCGCCAUUUUAUUGGCUAAAAAUGUUUUUGAGAUCGUUUCACAGCUUGGAAUGCCAAAAAUGAAAAUUCUCGAUAUUGGUGGUGGAUUCACUUCUGGGUCAAAAUUUGACGAAGCAUCGUUAAACAUUAAUGAUGCAAUUAAUUCUUAUUUCGAAAAUGAAGAUGAUCUUGUUGUUAUUGGUGAACCUGGUCGUUAUUUUGCGGAAACAACAUUCACCUUAGCAACAAAAGUUAUUGGAAAACGUGUGAGAGGUGAAUUAAGAGAGUAUUGGAUUGAUGAUGGGAUUUAUGGAACCCUCAAUAACAUUGUGUUUGAUAAUGCCAUUGUCAAGUGCAUGACACUUAGGUUUGGUUCAAAGCCUGAAAAUAUUACAUGCAAAGAUUCCAAAACUUACCCUUCAACGGUUUUUGGACCCACUUGUGAUUCAUUUGAUACAGUACUUAAAGAGUAUCCAUUACCUGAACUUGAGAUGGAUGAUUGGCUAGUGUUUCCUAAUAUGGGUGCUUAUACAACUUCAUCAGGAACCAAUUUCAAUGGGUUUAGUUCCUCAACUAAACAUAUUCAUCUUGCAUGUUCAAGUUCAAGUUCUGUCGCAAGAGAACAAACCAUGUUUUGAUCAGUAUAAAUCCUCUCAUGUGAUUGUUGCAUUUGUUUAAUUUAAUUUAAAUAAUUGUAAAAAAAAUAAAAUUGGGAUGGGUGUGUGUGUGGGGUUGUCAAAUUUGUCAUUUUUCUUCUAAUAAUUGGGUUUUGGAUACACUGAUGUCAAAUAAUGACGCAGUUUUAUAUUGUAAUCAAUUUCGAUUGUUGAUUUGGUAUUGAA